UUUAGCAGUGCAUGGAAACAAAAAAGAAGUCAACUGAGAAAACCUUCUGGGGGUGCCUUAUUUCGUAAAACGUAGUUCACCCACUUCAAGGCUUUCGACGCCGCGGAAGCGCGCUCGGCAUCACCGAAAACCAAAGGCAGAAGAGGGGGAGGCUGGCGCGCGCGCAGUCGCCACGGCCCCGCCCCUGAGAGCGUGCGUCAGGCUGCGUCGGCGCCGAGGGCGCAGUGAGCAUGCGCGGAGUGGGCUCAAGCGGUGCCUUUGGCGGGAAACUCGUCCGUGGGGGCAAGGCGCCUCGGGGGCCGCGAGGAAACCGCGGAGGGUCGGGCGGCGGGAGGGGAGGCUUCUGGCCUUGGCCCGUUGCUUCCCGGCGAGCCCUCCUCCCCAACCGAGGGGGUUCCCCUUAGGUUAAAAGCCAGGAUCGGCGUUGGACUGAGCCCAGCGAGGUUCUCAGGAGAAGGAUUUAAAAAAAAAAGGCUCUCUCGUAUUAAAAGCAUGUUUUAAAAAGUCGUGAACGGGGACUCCUGAACCCCAGUUUUCCUGGCUUGGUGAGGUGCAGAUAAAGCUUGCAAUUCUUCUUAGACAUUGGAGAAAGAAAAUGAUUGAAGUCUUUAUACUGAAGAUUGAAAAUCCAGAUUCCUUUUGGGUCUGCAUAAAAGGAGGCAGAAAAUUUGUAGACAAUGAAAUGGAAUAUAAAACACUUCAGACUGAAAUGAAUCUAUUCUAUAACAAAUCUUAUCGAUGUGUGGAUGAAGUCAAGCCGUCUGCAUUAGAAGAGGGACAGGUUUGUGCUGUUUAUUGUCAGGAACUGAAAUCUUGGUGCAGAGCUGUUGUUAAAUCAAUCAUAUCAUGUACGGAUUAUUACGUUGCUGAGUGUUUCCUUGUGGACUAUGCCAAAAGUGUUCAUGUAAAGACAGAAAAGAUCUGUGUUGCUUUAAAAUCAUUUAUGAGACUGCCUUAUAGAGCUAAGAAGUUUAGGUUGUACUGUGUCAAACCAGUAACACUACGUGUCAACUAUUACAGUGACAAUGCAGAGAUAGUACCUGCUAACAAAUGGGAUAUUGCAGCUAUCCAGCACUUGCAAAAUCUCCUGAAUGCAGCCACUCAAGUGGAGGCCAAAUUAUGUGCUGUUGAAGAGGAUAGUUUUGCUGUCUGUCUUUAUGUUACAAGAAGAGGUGAAAAGGUGUGUGUGAAUGAUGAUCUUGUUGCAAAGAACUUUGCUUGCUAUGAAAUCAGUAAAACAAACCAGAAACAAGUAUCAGGAGGUGCUGAGUCUCUUUCAGAGGAGAAGAAUCCUGUACUGCUACAAUGGCCAAUGUUAUGGCAAGAAUCUAAGGUUUCUGAGAUGCGUGCUGCUCCUGUUUGUGAUAACUCUGAGAAAGCAGAGUACAAGUAUUCCCCAGAAACUAACUUACAUAAUAGAGAAGAAUCUGAUGUCAUGAUGUCUCUUCCCCCUUUGAAGCAAGGAAUAACUAUUUCUGUACCAACAGACAUGCAAACAGUAAGCAACUUGCAUGAGAAAACUACCAAAAUCCAGGAAGUGGAGGAUUAUCUCUAUGAUAACAACUUUGGCAUGAAGCUUCUACAGUUUUUAAACCCCGAUCCUCUGAAAACUGCCAACGGACAAGAAACUGAGGAGCUUCAGCUGAAUAUCACUACACAUUUUCCUGUUGUGCUGAGUAAUAAAAUUGAACCAUGUUCAUCUCUUGAAACAGCACCACUGUUUCCAGCUUUAAAAAAGGAGCUUUUAAGAAAUCAGUUCCUGGGGCCUAAUCAUGUGCAGUCUUAUUCCUGGCCUGCCAUAGCACGUGGAUAUGAUUCGCUUAUUAUCUCUCCUGCAAAUGAUCCACUUUCAUAUCUCCUGCCAAUUAUUACAUUUUUGCAGUCAAGAAGUUGCUACAUAUCAUUACCAGCUAGAAAUGGUCCAGUAGCAUUAAUCAUAUGCCCUGGACAGAAGAAAGCAGAAUUGGUAUUUGAGCUCCUGGAAAAUUACAGCCAUUGUUCCAGGCCUCUGCACCCAAUAUUGCUUUUCCUGGGAAUGAAUAAGGAAGAAAUCAAGAGUGUAAGAAUUCCAAGAGGAUGUGAACUCAUGGUAACCACCCCACAAAGCCUUUUGCGGCUGCUUGAGCAUCAGAGUUUACUCUUCCUUAGGUUGUGUCAUCUUGUGUUGGAUGAAGUCGAUGUACUGUUCUCUGAAGCCGGUGAGCAGAUACUUACUAUUUUAGAAUACUACAAAACAAACUUGAAUGUUGAAGAAAAGGAGUCUGCACCACAGCAGAUUGUCGCUGUUGGGAACCACUGGGACAAAAACAUAGAAUAUUUAACAAAAGAAUUCAUGAAUGAUCCAUACAUUGUAAUCACAUCCAUGGAAGAAGCUGCCAUAUAUGGGAAAGUGCAUCAGGUUGUGCAGCUCUGCCUUGAGUGUGACCGGAUCUCUACUUUACUUCAAACACUAGAUUUUACCCCUACAGAUGCCCAAAAGACUCUGGUUUUUACCAGUUCUGUGGAAGAAACAGACAUAGUGUACAAGGCAGUAGCAAGCACGUCACUCUUUUGCUUGAAAAUGAAUCCGGAAAUUGGAUUUCAUUCUGAUUAUAUUGUAGAGCAGUGGAACAAAAAAUUCAGUUCUGGCACCCAUGUUGUGCUGGUUUUAACUGAUGCCUGCAUGGCAGUGGUAGGGUUUACAGACGCAACACGUGUCAUUCAUUUCAGCUUUCCUGCAACUCCAAGAAUCUUUGGUGCACGUCUAUAUGGCAUGUCUGCUAACUUCCAGAAUUCAGUAAAAAAGAUUUCAUCUCUAGAAAAAGAGCAGAGCAAAGCAAAAUCCAUCUUGCUGUUGACCGAGAAAAGUGCCUGCCAUGCAAUUGGAGUGUUGCAUUAUUUAAAGCGCACAGAAGCCAACAUCCCUUCUGAAUUGUGCAACUUUACCAAUGGAGUGCUAGAAGCCAAAGAGGAGAGGAGGAGCAGGCAGCCUUUUUGUCGUUUCGUUAAAGCAUAUGGAAUAUGCAAGAAUAAAAAACACUGUCCAGAUCGCCAUCGUAUUAGCCAUCAAAUUGAUGUGCCCUCAAAAGUAGCUGAUGAAACUCUGUCAACAGCUGGAAAUGUAACAAUACUGCCUCUUUUUAUUGUGGAUGCUACAAACUACUUUGGCCGCAUAGUAGGGAAAUGGAGUAAUCCUUUUGCAGCUCUUGAAAAAGAGAUAAAGGAUUAUUAUCAGAAAUCUAGCAAUCUUACCUCUGUUGACACAGUGGAGAAGCUGGCAAUAUAUGGAUUGCAGGAAGAAAAUUCUUUCCAUAGGGUUCAAGUGCUAGAAGUACAACCAAAAGAAGACACCUGUGUGUUUUACAGCGUUCACAUCAAGUAUAUAGAUGAAGGCAGAACUGGCUAUGUUCAAAAUUAUCGCUUGCUUAGUUUACCAGAACAGUUUCAAGCAUUGCCUCCUCAGGCUGUGGAAUUCAUAGUUUGUAGGGUUAAACCCAUUGAUAAUGAAGCAGAAUGGAAUCCAAAAGUAACUAGAUACAUUAAUCACAAGAUCAGAGGAAAACUGCAUGAAGCAAAAAUAGUACUUGUCCUGGGAAAUACAAUUUGGGUGGAUCCAGUGGUUCGAGUUACUAGACUUCAAGACCUGAAAACUUCAAUCAAUGAAUAUAGUAUUCGCUCUGAAAUCCUGUCUACUGGAUUGGGAGUAGACAAUCCUGGGCACGUACAGGAACUCAAGAAAUUAUUUAAGGAGGCUGAAAUAGCCCAUGAGGAAAAAGAUACACCUGCAUUAAUACAUCCUCUGAUGCAUGGAAAAGAUGAGAAGGCUGAAUCUGCUGAGCAGAAUGUCUCAGAUCCUGCAACUCUUAACUCAGAGACCCCAAACAAACAGGCCAUGCCCACUGUACAGAAAUCACAAAAAAGCCUGGACAUUAUCCAUGAUAGUUCUUCUCAAGUACCUUUACAAAAUCAUCGUAAUGAAACAGUGCAAAAUAAGAAAACAGAUGACUCUCCGCAGACUUUGCAUGAAUGUCUUCCCACAAUAAUUGGCCAGAUGCUUCCAGGAAGCUCACAAGGAGCAUGUCAUGGAGAGAUUCUUGCCCCAUUAAACUCAUUCUCCAGUAGCCAGAGCUUGCAUCCAACAAUAAAAUGGUUUGACAAGCAAGAUGUUGUUGUUGUGAAGAUAAAAUUGCAAAACAUUAGUAGGUAUGACUGCAGGAUUUUUGCACAGAGGAUCACUUUCAGUGCUUGGGCAAAAGGCAAAUUUUAUUUGGCUGAUAUGGAGCUGCAGAGAAGCAUCCUCAAAGAUGAAUCAACUUGUGUGCUUAAGGGUGAUGGCCCCACAAUUAUCCUUGUAAAAGUGAAGAAGGAACGUUGGUGCAAUUUGCUGAAACAGAAAAAUCCUCAUGUGUCUUUUGAUUUUGAUUACUUGGAUGAUCAUGAAGAAAGAAGCCCAUUACCUGUAGGUUCAGGUCCUAAGAAAACACACCAGGUUCCUACAGUGGUGUGUGAAGAAGAGGAAGAAUCUAUGGAAGAUAGCAAUUCAGAGAGUGAUUUAUCCUCCUGUUAAUUAUAUCGUGGACGUUAGGUUUUGAUCCCCCCCAGGGUUAAAGCAUGUGUAGAUAUUACAAAACCCCUUGGAAGUUCAUCUGGAUACCUUUUUCAUAGUGGCACAAUCUCAGUGUUUAAAAAAAAAGUUAUUGACCAAGAUGUUGAAAACAGGACUUUCGUGGGGUACCAUAUUUGCUCUUUAUUAAGAGUUACAAUUCUGUGCACGCUCCUUGGAAGUGAAUCUUAACAGAUUUGGGUGAAAUUUAAUUUCAAAAGCGUUGGUAGUGACAAUUAAAUAUGUAAGCGUCAAAUCUAACAGACCAGGACAGAUGCUGUAUUGAAAAUUCCUUUUCGGUUGCAGUUAUACCCUGAAAUAUUUCACAAAGCACAUUUUCUACUUUUGCUUUUUUAAAAAAGAAGUGUGAUAUAAUCUGGGAUUGUUUUGUAAUGUUUUAUGCUGCUAACAGAAGAGGCUGGGCUUUUGUUGUAAACUGGUUCUUUAGGAAAUUAAAAUGGGUAGAUGUUAAAUCAGUCUAUACAGUGUGAUGCAGACAAUUUAUCCUUUGUGAAAGGUAAAGCAAUAAUAUAACAUCAUAGAAGAAUAACCUUUGCAGGGAAAAAAAGUUCUUUUUUUUCAUAAUAUUAAGGCAUGUGACUUGUAUACAGUACUUGUUUUGGAAAAUGUUUCAAGUACUUGGUUUUUGCUUUCAGGUUUAUAGGCCUUGUGGCAUUGCAGUGUAUCAGCUGUGUUAACCAAAAUAUCACAUAUUUGUUCCUGGAGUAGAAAAAAAUAAAAGCAUAUCACAUUGUUCCUUGAAAUCUGAAUACUGAAAGCAGGUAAUUAUAGAUGCAACUUGUUAUUGGCACAGGGGGCUGAACUGUAUGGUUGUGGAUUAAGGCCAAAUGUUUUAAUUGUAAUCAGGAAUUCUUCACAUCCCCACGUCUGUUAGAACAGUGUUUCUCAAUCUUAGCAACUAUAAAAUGUCUGGACUUCAGCUCCCAGAAUCCCUCAACCAGUAAAUUUACCAAGGUUGAGAAACCCUGUGUUACAAUAUGUAAGCCAGUUGUCUGAAAGAUUAUAGUUACUGUACAAACCAGUUGCUCUACUUCUGCAGCUAUAGCUGUGCAAAGUUUAUCAAAACAACUAAGGAAGUACAAAUCUAGAAACCACCAAGGUUUGUAAUUCUGCAUUUAGGUAAGUCAGGUACUUGAUUCUUUUCAGAAUUAAUAUUGGUCCUGUUAACCUCAGUAAUGAGUCUUACUGAGAAAAAGAAGCAUUCAUUAAAAUUUAAAAUGAAUGAAAACAGUUGUCUUGUUUAAAAUAUUGUGCCCUCUGUGACUUGAAACUACUAUAGUGUCAAAAUACUCUUAGAGGCUACUACUGUAACAGGAACUUUUAGGGAGCAGUUCUGAAAGAGAAAAUCUCACACUUGUAUAAAAGCCUGUGGAAUAGUUUUCAAAAGCUAAUAUUAAGUAAUGAUUAAUAAUAAAGAGUCUGUGGUCUUCCAACCAUGAUAUGGUCGUGGAUUCCUCCACACUUGGUAUUUCCUAUAAAGAAAAUGACAUUGUUCCUGCAUGUUCAGAGGGGUGAUAUCAGCACAUUGAAUAGGAAGCUCUGAGAUACCUGCAUCCAGAUUGCUCCUGUUUUCUGCUUAAACAUCAUUCUCAUUCCCAUUCUGAAAGCAGUGGCAGAACAGUUAGGUUCUAGAAUAUUCUGCAACGUGAAGAUGCUAUCAAUAGUUGAACUCUCCUGUAUCCCAUGGUCAAUAUUCAUUGGCAUGUAAACAUGGCUCUCUGUUCCAGUCCUCUGAAGGAGUAUAAACUUUGACCAAUUGCUAGAUCUGAGAUUUAAACUGAAACCUUCAAACAAAUGUAGCAUUAUUGUCUCUGAGGCUUAAAUAUGUUUAUGUGGAAGUUGAAUUCAAGGAGGUUUUUUCCAGAUAGAUAUCAUAGGUAUCUUCUGUAAAUAUUUUCCAUUUUGGUAUGUGCUUCAGUUAUGAAUUUAUUAAAAACAGGAGGGAGAAUGUAAAUUAUUGGGGUACCUUCACCUAUUAGCACAAGAUGCUCUUUUUCCUGUGGCUAAGAAAGCAGGGUUGAUGGAGUCAAACAAAUGAAACAGGAAACAGUGGCAGGAAGGGUUCAUUGGCCUCUCCUGCCACCGUUCUAACUUUUCAUGUAUCUUCUGUUUUUCUUUUAAAAGUCUAUUUGUAAAAUCUUGUUUGGCAUUACAGUUCUACAAAGUUAUAGAGUGAUAAGUAUUAGAUGAGUGACUGUCAGUACUUGGCUUGUGCAUUUACAAAAAAUAAGACACAUUUAUCUCUGCCUGUUAGAAGCAUUUUAUUUAUCCAUUUUAGAAAAACAGACUGAGCAGAAAUGAUCAUUUCUGCCUACUUGUCAUCAAGAGGCCGUCUUAUUUUUUUAUACUGUAGCCUACCCUCCUAAGUAAGGAUAAUCUUGUCCACAGCUUCUAUGAUUAUUCAGAUGGUUGUCCACCCCGACCUAUCAUUUUGUGUCCCUUUGUUAAGAGAGAAGGGGCAAUUACAAUAUGAAAUAGCCAAAUUUAAGAUUAUAGAUUUUGAAGUCUACCUUGAUGUGGAAAGGCAACUAGAUCAAUCCUGCAUCCCCAGAGACAUUCAUGAGUAGCUACUCUCUUUUGUUCAGGCUUGUGAGAUACUUAACCUUAUCACAGUUUCUAAACUGAGAAAACUUAACAUUAGCAUUGGCCUUCUGGAAAGCAGACAUGAGAACUCCCUUUGCUGCCUAAUUAUGUCUAUGUGGUGCAGGAGCCAUAGAAUCCCCUGCCCAUAUGUUGUUAUCUUGUUUUAUGUGGGUAUUAGAGCCGGCUUUACUCAUCCUCAUUUGAUUAAAUAUCCAGGUCGGAUGGAAAAAUGGAAAUUAUUUUAUUUCAUCAGAGAGAUUUCUAUGGGUUCGCUAUGCCACCUACAAAAGUUGGCAUAAGCUGACUGGCUCAUGUUGUUAUAACACCAUUUGUUGUACAUCACUGACUGUAAUAACAUGGCUGAUGACAAAAGGGCAUUUCUGCCCGUGUACACACGGACACAGAGAA
This is a messenger RNA of Python bivittatus (Burmese python), 7594 nucleotides long. The record is from RefSeq and is a predicted model, not a curated record. NCBI's taxonomy places the organism in Eukaryota, Metazoa, Chordata, Lepidosauria, Squamata, Pythonidae.